AAAAAAAAUAUGAACCGGAAACGCCUGUUAGGCUUAACUUGACCACACUGACUUUGGUCCUGUAAAACUUCAGCGACACCAGCGCUUCUCUGGUCGGACUGUUUUGUUUUUCUCCCAGCGAUGGAGCGGAAAGUUGCUCGAGAAUUUAGACACAAGGUGGAACUGCUGAUUGAAAAUGAGGCAGAGAAGGAUUACCUUUAUGAUGUCCUCCGCAUGUAUCACCAGUCUAUGGAUUUGCCGGUGCUGGUGGGAGACCUGAAACUGGUCAUCAACGAACCAAAACGGCUUCCGCUGUUCGAUGCGAUCCGGCCUCUGAUCCCACUCAAACACCAAGUCGAGUACGACCAGUUCACACCCAAGAGGUCACGGAAGCUGAAAGAGGUGCGUUUGGAUCGAACGCAGCGCGACGGACUGGGUCUCAGCGUUCGAGGAGGACUAGAGUUUGGCUGUGGACUCUACAUUUCACAGAUUGUCAAAGAUGGACAAGCUUACAAUGUUGGCCUUCAGGUGGGCGAUGAGAUCGUGCGAAUCAAUGGCUACUCCGUCUCCUCCUGCAUCCACGAAGAGGUCAUCAGCCUCAUCAAGACCAAGAAGAUUGUCUCACUCAAAGUUCGCCAUGUGGGGAUGAUCCCAGUAAAAAGCUCAUCUGAUGAACCCUUGAAGUGGCAGUUUGUGGACCAGUUUGUGUCCGAGUCUGGGGAGAAGAGAAGCAGUAUGGCCGGCUUGGCAUCUAUUGGUGGGAAGGAGAUCAAGGAGAAGAAGGUUUUCCUCAGUCUUGUGGGAACUAAGGGUAUGGGCAUCAGCAUCUCAAGCGGCCCAACCCAGAAACCUGGGAUCUACAUCAGUAACGUCAAGCCAGGCUCCCUCUCUGCUGAAGUUGGACUUGAGGCUGGAGACCAGAUCAUGGAGGUGAAUGGAGUGGAUUUCACCACUCUGGACCACAGAGAGGCUGUGAAAGUCCUGAAGAGCAGCAGGAGUCUCACUAUCACGGUUCUGACAGGAGCUGGAAGCGAGCUGUUUAUGACAGACGAGGAGCGCCUUGCAGCCGAAGCCCGCCGGGAGGUGGAGAGGCAGGAACUGAUGCAUCAGAAGAAGGUUGCAAUGGAAACCAACAAAAUCAUUAAAGAGCAACAGGAGAAGGAGAGACAGAGAAAGAUGGAGAUCUCACAGAAAGUAGCAGAGGAAGAGGAGCGCUAUAAGAGCGAGAUGGAAAAGAUUGAAGCUGCAGAAAAGAAACACGACAGAGAUUGGGAGGAGGACUGGGGAUCCAAAGACAGACCAAAGAGUCCCCGCGCUUCAAAGAGCCCCUCACCGGAGAUGAAACCUCCAAAGGCCAAGAGUUCACUUGAUGGAGCCAGCUCCUUCAUAGAGGAAGAGGAGGAGGAGGAAGAUGAUGAGGAAGACAGCCAAGGAUUUCAGAAAUACGUGGACGACUUUGAUCCGUACUCCAUGUUCUCCUCAGACCAGAUAGAUGGGCGAGAUGUGAGAUUGCUAAAAAUAAAAAAGGCCGGACAACUUGACCUUGCUCUGGAAGGGGGAGCUGAAUCUCCUCUUGGAAAGUUGGUGGUGUCUUCAGUGUAUGAAGGCGGUGCAGCCGAUAAGCACGGAGGGAUCGUUCCCGGUGACGAACUCAUGGCUGUCAAUGGGAAGAUCCUGAUUGACGCUACUUUAGAAGAGGGACAAAACUCUCUGGCUCGGGCCUGGAACAGUGGAGGGGACUGGAUCGAUGUGGUGAUUGCUGUGUCCCCUCCAAAGGACUAUGAAGAUGAAGUCCCUAAGUCAGCAUCAGUCAGUCCCACUGUGAACAGAAAGGUGUUUGAAGGCAGUGCAACACUUUACAGACAUGGCUAUCAGCUUCAGCACUAGCCCCACCUCUCUUCCUUCCUCACCCUUGUUCUGGUAAUCAACUUAACCUUCAGCCCUCAUCUUCUCUGCUGCACGUCAGAGGGGAGGUUUGGUGUGGCUUUUGUUUUUGUUUUUCCUCUUGGGGACAUGUGACAGUCUCUCUGACAACUUGAAUACUUAAGACGGCAAGAGGAUUUUAAUGUUUGUUUCCUCUCAUCCUGUCGGAUUUAAAUCUUCUUGUUGCUUGGUUUGCUCCAUAGAAAACGGUCAUGACUUUGAAUGUACACUGUCUAAAGUAGGAUUUAAAUAAAACACUCUUGCUACUUUAAAGACGUUUAUAGUAAUACGUGACAGAUCACUUUGUGUAUGUGCUGGAUCCAGGGAGCCGUAAACAUGUUGUUGGAUGUUCUCAGGUCACGGACACCACAGACUCCUGUCAGCCUUCAGCAGUUGUUCUGAUUGAUGUUGUUUCUUGGACUGUUACAUGUCUUAAAAUCUUUGAGUCUGAGAUAUUUUUAUUGAAUUUACUGUCACAAGAUUACAUCCACUCAUCAUAUUAGUUUUGGGCUUUUGGUGAUUCAUUUGAACUUAAUGUAGCUUUUCAUAAACUACUAUUAAUAUUUGAGUAACUGUCCCAGAGGAGGUUGCAGAUAAAACAUCAGUUGUGGUCAUCAACAAGCUGCUGGAGUAAUUAUGACUCAUAUUUUGACAACUACAAUCCAUUCAAAAUUGUUCCUCUGUUUUGGGCCAUUCCGAAGACGUAAUAUUAGCCAUUUUUAAAAUCCUUUUCCAAAUUGGGUUUGAUGGGCCAAAUCAGGUUUUCCUGUAGAUCUAAUAAUUUAGGACUCAGGCAGAGUAACAAGCCAUAGCUGAAUGGCUCACCUCGACUCCAUAUUUGUUUUCAUCUUCGUUUCCCCUGAACAUAAAUCUUUCAAUUCAGAAAACAUUUAGUCGUUCCAUAAAGAGCAUUCGCAGUUUUCAGCUAUGCUUCAUGGUGUUGAUUUUAGAUUCUUUACUGGUCAGCAGCACCCUCUCCGGUUUCAUCUGGAGCUCUAAGCUGCAUAAUGACUCGUAUGUGCAAAAAGAAUGGCUCAAAUAAAUCACUAAAAGCUCAAAAGGAACAUGUAAUCCAUGAUGUCUACAUGUAAACUUUUGACAAGACCUGCAUGUAAUGUGAGAGAUGCACCAAUUGCAGUUUCUAGGCAGAUUCUUGUCUUGAUCUGAGAAUUUUGCC
Molecule: messenger RNA, 3079 nt
Organism: Poecilia latipinna (sailfin molly)
Lineage: Eukaryota; Metazoa; Chordata; Actinopteri; Cyprinodontiformes; Poeciliidae
Gene: ush1c
Product: Usher syndrome 1C
Exons: 20
Coding region: 121-1866 (581 amino acids)
Biological process (GO): auditory receptor cell morphogenesis; inner ear receptor cell stereocilium organization; sensory perception of sound
Cellular component (GO): stereocilia ankle link complex; photoreceptor inner segment; plasma membrane
Molecular function (GO): protein binding
Source: RefSeq, a predicted model, not a curated record